AUGGCGCCCACUACGCUUAAAGUCCUAUUAAUUCUCUUGUCCGUCGCCGGCUUCUGGACUCUGUGGGGCUUUCCGUAUCAAAAUGGCCUUCUUGAGAUCCUAGGUCGUCAGACGGAGCCUGGAGCUGUCAUACCAGGUCGUACGCCGGCACCUAUGAAACAGACGUACACGGGCAUUGGGGUGGUGGACAAGCAGUUGACAGUGUUGGUCAGCUUUUUUUAUACCGCCAUAGACGGCAAUCGGGCCGACGUUUCCCUGUCCUUCCUUGACCUUGGAGGCCAGGUCCUUGCCGCCUGGGUCUUGAUCACAAUUGAAGGUCUGAGAGCCGGCAAUCAGGGGAAAUUUCUCCUCACAGCCACGACUUUGUUGGGUCUCGGGGUGGCAAUCAUUGGUUAUGCAUGUGUUGCACCACUUUGGUUUGCCCUACAUUUAUGGCUUUCCCCGACCGCGGUUGAUCCCAAAGACCAUCAGCUUACUGUGGGUGUGCCCGUCAAACUUGCCAUUGCUCCCAUCAGCAUCCUUGUCGGAUUUGGUCUUCCGUCACUUCUCAUGUGCCUUCCGGCGCCGACAGUGGUGUCGUUUGAAACCAAGCAAACUUGGACAGGUAUCCAACAAGGCUGGCCGAUUUGGAUCGGAAUCACCCAAUUCGUCUUGUCAACUCUUGCUAUGACCCUUGAUCAAAGAGCGUCGACGUUGACCGAAAGCGACAAGAAAGCAAAGACCAUCAAGUAUCUGCGACAAGCUUAUGUGUUUGCCAUCAUGUCAUCGACUGGAUCUCAUCUUACUGCGUUGAGUUUGUCACUAUUAGCCUAUGCGUUUCCAGUCCUGUUCAGCUCAACAUAUCUGCCUCAACUACAGCCCCACAGGAUUUUCAUCCCCGUUGUGCCGUUUGGACCACAUCGUGUCACAGUGCUGGCCGAUGGUGCGUUAUGGUUUCUGCAAUGGGAUAUAGUUGUCGGGGCUGCCUCUACACUACUAUGGGGCCUAACCCUGCGUGUCGCAGCCAAAUAUGAGAAGUCCUCGCCUAUUCAGAUCGUCAUUGGGUCCAUCAAGAUUGCCAUCAUCACGGCCGUCCUGGGUCCAUGUGGCACUGCGGCCGUGGCUGUCUGGGGCCGUGACGAGUUGGUUUUCCGCCGGUCAAGCACGGAGAGCAAGAAGGACAAAUCCUCCUAG
Messenger RNA from Rhinocladiella mackenziei CBS 650.93, 1173 nucleotides. RefSeq lists its product as uncharacterized. Lineage: Eukaryota; Fungi; Ascomycota; Eurotiomycetes; Chaetothyriales; Herpotrichiellaceae. The record is from RefSeq and is a predicted model, not a curated record. The transcript is spliced from 2 exons. The coding region runs from base 1 to 1173 and encodes 390 amino acids.